GCUCGGAGCUGAGCCGAGGUAGGACUGUGGCUGUCCUGGCACCAGGAGCUGGACCUGGGCUUCUCCACUCCCCUCCCCUCCGCGGGGGGAUGCGGCUCCCGGAAAGUGAAUUAUACCUUAAUGUAAUACCGGUUGUAUACUACGCAUGGAAACUGUUAAAGUUUAUAAUGUCAAAAACUUUUCAUAGACCAAAGGUAUCUUCCACAAAGGUAACCGACUGGGUAGAUCCAUCAUUUGAUGAUUUCUCAGAGAAUAUAGGCAUCUCUGCUGUUACUGCCACAUCACUAAGUGUUAAUAACUCAAGUCAUAGAAAAAAAAAUGUGCCUUCCACAUUAAAAAGUGGCAAAUUUCCAACUCAAAAUAAAGGGAAACUGUCUUCUUCAGAACAGAGUUAUGGGCUGGAAAAUUCAAAGGAGUAUCUAUCUGAAAAUGAGCCAUGGGUGGAUAAAUAUAAACCGGAAACUCAGUAUGAACUUGCUGUGCAUAAAAAGAAAAUUGAAGAAGUUGAAACCUGGUUAAAAACUGAAGUCGUAGAAAGGCAGCCAAAAAAGGGUGGAUCUAUUUUACUAAUAACAGGUCCUCCUGGAUGUGGAAAAACAACAACUAUAAAAAUUUUAUCAAAGGAACUUAGUAUUCAAGUACAAGAGUGGACUAAUCCAAUUUUAGCAAACUUCCAAAAAGAUGAAUUCAAGGAGCUAUUUAAUUCUGAAUCUAGCUUCCAUCCCUAUCAGUCUCAGAUAGCAGUCUUUAAAGAGUUUCUAUUAAGAGCAACAAAGUAUAACAAGCUACAAAUGCUUGGAGAUGAUUUGAGAACUGAUAAGAAGAUAAUUCUGGUUGAAGAUUUACCUAACCAAUUUUAUCGAGAUUGUCAUUCUUUACAUGAUGUUCUAAGGACAUAUGUGCAAAUUGGUCGGUGUCCUCUAAUUUUUAUAAUCUCUGACAGUGUUAGUGGAGAUAAUAGUCAGAGGUUACUGUUUCCCAAAGAUAUACAAGAAGAAUGUGGUAUAUCAAACAUUAGUUUCAACCCUGUUGCACCAACAAUUAUGAUGAAAUUUCUUAACCGAAUAGUGACAGUUGAAGCUAAUAAGAAUAGAAGUAAAAUUAUCUUCCCUGAUAAAACGUCUUUAGAGUUGCUCUGUCAAGGAUGUUCUGGUGAUAUCAGAAGUGCAAUAAACAGCCUCCAGUUUUCUUCAUCAAAAGACUGCUUUUCUGAAGUCAUGCCUUCUGAAUACUUACUAUUUUUUAUAGGGGCUUCUUUAACAGAAUUAGACUCACCUCGAUUGCCUUCUCAUCUGUCAGAAUAUGAGCGGGAUACUUUACUUGUUCAACCUGAGGAAGUGGUAGAAAUGUCACACAUGCCUGGAGAGUUAUUCAAUUUAUAUCUUCACCAGAACUAUGUAGAUUUCUUCAUGGAUAUAGAUGAUCUUGUGAGAGCCAGUGAAUUUCUGAGUUUUGCAGAUAUCCUCAGUGGUGACUGGAAUACACGCUCUUUACUCAGGGAAUAUAGUACAUCUAUAGCUACAAGAGGUGUGAUACAUUCCAACAAAGUCCGAGGAUUUGCUCAUUCUCAAGGAGGAGGAUCAAGUUUUCGUCCCCUGCACAAGCCCCAGUGGUUUCUAAUAAGUAAAAAGUAUCGGGAAAAUUGCCUGGCAGCAAAAGCACUUUUUUCUGACUUCUGCUUACCAGCUUUAUGCCUCCAAACUCAAUUGUUGCCAUACCUUGCUUUGCUGACCAUUCCAAUGAGAAACCAAGCUCAGAUUUCUUUUAUACAAGAUAUUGGGAAACUUCCUCUGAAGCGACACUUUGGAAGGUUGAAAAUGGAAGCCCUCACUGACAGGGAGCAGGGAAUUAUAGACCCAGACAGUGGAGAUGAAGCACAACUUAAUGGAGAUCAGCCUGGAAAGGAAGCUCUGGGUGAAUGCACUCAAGCCACUGAACCGGCCUCAUCUCUUCCUUUGAGUCAGAAUAGUGGGAGUGAACUGCCUGCUAGUCAACCUCAGCCCUUUUCAGCCCAGGAAGACAUGGAGGAAGAAGACAUGAUCAUAGAAGACUAUGAGAGCGAUGGGACGUAGCCACUAGCUUGUCAGACACAGUACUAUUGACAAAUUCAUAUUAGUUUUAUUCAUUGGUACUUGAACAGAGAUAAUAUAUUUUUCAGAUGACUUACAGUAUAAUUAUUCACUUGUAACAUUUCAGCACAAUGAACUGACUCUACUGUCAUCUUGAAUUAGACAAGCCUUCAAAUAAUGUCUUAAUUUUUUUUCUCUAGUAUUUAUUUAGAAUUGUGAGUUAUAUUGGCAGAGAUCAGUGUGCAUGAAAUAUGUUAGAACAUUAUGCUACAUAGCAGAAAAUGUGAAGAAGGAAUUCAGAACAUAAAAACUUUGUGGGGUUUGUAAAUAUGCAUUAUAAAACAGGUUAGAAUACAAUUAUGAGUGUAAAUAAACUUGGUGCCUUAUUCAAUUCUCUGUGAUCUCUAGCCUCUCCAGUACCAUUUUAUAUGUUGUACAGUGGAAUACUGUAGAUACUUUUUGGAAAGUAUUUACAUAAUUU
Condylura cristata (star-nosed mole) is the source of this 2550-nucleotide messenger RNA. RefSeq names its product RAD17 homolog (S. pombe) (gene RAD17). Gene Ontology annotation, biological process: DNA repair; DNA damage checkpoint signaling; mitotic DNA replication checkpoint signaling. NCBI's taxonomy places the organism in Eukaryota, Metazoa, Chordata, Mammalia, Eulipotyphla, Talpidae. Gene Ontology annotation, cellular component: nucleus; Rad17 RFC-like complex. Gene Ontology annotation, molecular function: DNA clamp loader activity; chromatin binding. The record is from RefSeq and is a predicted model, not a curated record. The transcript has 17 exons. The coding region runs from base 90 to 2072 and encodes 660 amino acids.